Molecule: messenger RNA, 3929 nt
Organism: Phragmites australis (common reed)
Lineage: Eukaryota; Viridiplantae; Streptophyta; Magnoliopsida; Poales; Poaceae
Exons: 20
Coding region: 567-3500 (977 amino acids)
Biological process (GO): phosphatidylinositol dephosphorylation
Molecular function (GO): oxidoreductase activity, acting on paired donors, with incorporation or reduction of molecular oxygen; iron ion binding; L-ascorbic acid binding
Source: RefSeq, a predicted model, not a curated record
AGCCGUAUAAAUUCCCCUGGGUUGACUCAUGGGCAGCUCGUCCUCACCACGAGGUCCCAACCCAAAACGCGCCAAAUCCAAUCCGACGAGCCGCACGUGCGCCGCUCAACGCAAACUGGGCUUUCUCCUCCUUCUCCGCCCGACGGUUAACCAGCACCACCACCACGCGCGCCGUGCUCACGUCGCUGCCGCUCCUAAACAAUUGCUGAAUCCCACCAGGAACGCGGUAGAACCGCGCCCCGGCCCACGCUUCGCUGUACAGCUGUCGCUGCAGAGUAGUUUAAUCCUUUCGGAAGGGGCCGGCCCGGAUGGCCGUGUCCUCGUCGGCUUCCCGCAGACCCAGUCCCGGGUUUGAGGUGUCUCUACGCCGCCGCUGUUCUUUCCGGUUGCGGGGAAUGGUUGGGGAGCUGUUGGGUUCCUGGCUGGGGUUUUAGGGUCCCGGGUCUCGGCCGGGGGAAGCAGAGCUCGGAGGUUCUCGCGGGCGGCUGGAUUUGGUGCCGGAGCUGCUGAUUGACUUGAAUUUGGGGAGGGGGAAGCUUCCAUUGUUCUUCUGACUUCAAACGGGGAUGGCCUUCCCAAACGAUGAAAAGAUGAAGGGCUGUCAGCCAAAGCUUUUUGGAACAAAAGAUAAGAAAGUCACAAAGAGGACAGACCGUGCAAGCUGCUCCACAGUUAAGUGUGAGUCAAGCAACUCAAAGUCACCAUCUUCGUCCCCAUUCCGAAAACUUUCAGAAGUUAGGAGCAUACGUCUCAGCCAUUUUCUAUCCCACUCUUCAAAUGCUACAAAAUCUGAACAUAUCAGGAUAUUUGUCUCCACCUGGAAUGUUGGAGGAAAAGCGCCUACCGCCGAGUUGAAACUGGAUGACUUUCUUCCUGCUGACGACCAUUCAGAUAUUUAUGUUUUAGGUUUUCAGGAAAUUGUCCCUCUCAAUGCUGGUAAUGUGCUUGUGAUAGAAGACAACGAACCAGCAGCAAGAUGGCUUGCCCUUAUAAACUGCGUGCUAAAUCGACCAGUCGACACUGACACUGAUAUCUUUCAGCACAAGCCAUUUCUCUCCCUUGAUUCAACCUCAUCUCAAUCAACUUCAGACCUUGAUGCUUCAUUCUCCAACCGCUCAAGAACAGCUAGCGGUUCUGUAAUCUUCCAAAAGUCCUUGAAAUCCAUCAGGAAAUCUUACAUGCCAUCCCAGAGAAAACAGCUCAAAUUCUGCAAUUGCACAGCGGAAAUGGCCAAGAAAUCGUACAAAGACGCUUGCUUUCGAUGCCCACAAGCAUAUGCUAAUGAAAUGGACUCUUCAGAAGAGGAUGAAGUGGAUGACAAAUUGAAUGAUGUUUAUGGUCUUACUGUUGAUGGAAUUACUUCAGGUGCUUCAGCCUCCAGGGAUCAGCUAAAAUAUAACCUUAUAUCUUGCAAACAAAUGGUUGGUAUUUUUGUCACGGUAUGGGCAAAGAAAGAACUAGUGCAACAUAUCGGCCAUUUGAGAACGUCUUGUGUAGGUCGCGGAAUAAUGGGAUAUCUUGGAAACAAGGGAUGUAUAUCAGUUAGCAUGACACUGUACCAGACAAGCUUUUGUUUCAUCUGCAGCCAUUUGGCUUCAGGUGAGAAAGAAGGUGAUGAGUUGAGGCGGAAUUUAGAUGUAUUAGAGAUUCUGAGGCUCACACAAUUUCGAAGGAUUUGCAGAAGAGCUGGGCGAAGAAUCCCUGAGAAAAUUCUUGACCAUGAUCGGGCAAUAUGGUUGGGGGAUCUCAACUACCGUAUUUCCUUGAGCUAUGAAGAUACCAAGAAACUUCUGACUGAAAAUAACUGGGAUGCCCUUUUUGAAAAGGAUCAGCUCAAUAUCCAGCGUGCGUUUGGAAGAGUGUUCAAGGGGUGGAGUGAGGAGAAGAUAUAUUUUGCUCCCACAUACAAGUACUCUUGCAACUCAGAUUCUUAUGCUGGAGAGACUGCCACAUCAAAGAAAAAGAGGAGAACCCCAGCCUGGUGUGAUAGAAUACUGUGGCAUGGAGAUGGCAUAGCGCAAUUAUCCUACUUCAGAGGGGAAUCCAAAUUUUCUGACCAUCGUCCUGUGUGUGGUACCUUUAUUGUUGAGGCCGAAAUACUAGAUGGCAAAUCAAAGAGGCGCUCAUCAAAUGCUAACAUCAGAAUCGGUGCUGAAGAGCUGUUACCGACGAGUGAGAUGGCCGCAGCCCGCAGCAGCAGGGACUCGGCGGAGAGGUUCCCGAAGCAUCCGGUCGCGGCGGACGCUGGGUCCUCCUGGAGCAGCAACUCGACCGCAGCGCGGACGGGCAUGGCGAGGAGGGGGCAGAGGAAGGCGACUGCGUCCUCGCCGGCCUCAGCGAAGAGCACGCGCUUCACGGUGAGCGUGGGUUGGGCAGCGGACGGGGGCGGCGCGGCGUCUAGUGAUUAUAUCCCGGUGCGGAUCUGUCUCUACCCGUGGAGCGUGGCGACCACUUCCAACGGGCCACUCGCCGCCGUCCUCGCAUCACCGCGCGCCGCCGACCGCCUCCCUCCCCCCUCCAGAACUGGUGGUCUUCCGCGCGCGCGCGCGAGAGAGAGAGGCUUCUCGGUUGCGAUGGCCAAGACAUGGGCAGGGGCCAUCCCUCCUGCCCUCGUGCGGCUCCUCUUCAGCGUCCUCGCCCUUCUCCUCGACCGCGGCGGCGCUGCCGGCGGAGGCGGCAGGGGCAGCUCGGUGUACCCGGCGGCCGUCGUGUACCCGCACCACUCCCGACAGAUCUCCUGGAAACCCAGGGUGUUCCUGUACCAGCACUUCCUCAGCGGCGACGAGGCCAACCACCUCAUCUCCCUCGCGAGAGCGGAGCUCAAGAGGUCGGCGGUCGCUGAUAACAUGUCCGGCAAGAGCACGCUCAGCGACGUCCGCACCAGCUCCGGCACCUUCAUCAGGAAAGCCCAGGAUCCAAUUGUUGCGGGUAUAGAGGACAAAAUUGCUGCAUGGACAUUCCUUCCAAAAGAGAAUGGUGAAGAUAUCCAAGUCCUAAGAUAUAAGCAUGGGGAGAAGUAUGAACCACACUAUGAUUACUUCACCGACAAUGUUAACACAAUUCGUGGUGGUCAUCGCACAGCUACUGUGCUUAUGUACUUAACUGAUGUAGCAGAAGGUGGGGAAACAGUUUUCCCAUUAGCCGAGGAGUUUGAUGAUGCUAAAGACGCAACCUUGUCAGAAUGUGCUCAGAAAGGCACUGCAGUGAAACCACGAAAAGGAGAUGCACUCCUUUUCUUCAACCUUAGCCCAGAUAGCACCACAGAUUCACUGAGCCUCCAUGCUGGAUGUCCAGUCAUAAAGGGUGAGAAAUGGUCUGCUACAAAGUGGAUUCGUGUAGCCUCAUUCGACAAGGUUUACCACACACAAGGCAAUUGCACCGAUGAGAACGAGAGCUGCAUGAAAUGGGCGGCCCUGGGAGAGUGCACAAAGAACCCAGAGUACAUGGUGGGGACUGCAGCAUUACCUGGUCACUGUAGGAGGAGCUGCAACAAGUGUUAGCGUCAAACUGUGGAAGAUUGAUAGUAACGGCCUAAUGGAAUCAGCGAACGGGUUAGACUGCUGUUUCACCAGGUUUUGACCUGAAUUCUACUAGUUUUGGUUGCUUCCUGAUUUGACACGGGUUUUUUCAGUUACCGGCCUUCAAUGGUAACCAGACAUGAAUUGGAAGACAGAUCUUCUUUAGUACUGUCCAUAAUGUAUGCUAGGUGGAGACACUUAAUCGACGCGGCCCUAAUUUCCGUUUGAGAACAAGUGUAGCCUUUUUUUAUACCUUUUUGAAUUGAUUAGAUUGCUUGAGUCUGCUAGCUCUUGGUUAGUUUAUGCCAGAAUCUACAGACAUCUGGAUUCAUGUUUCUUUGUUUUUUUUUUUUCACUUUGCCGUAUGUAUCUCAGGAAAUUCCUUGAAAUCAUGGAAACUCUCCAAUCAUA